Messenger RNA from Pan troglodytes (chimpanzee), 3009 nucleotides. RefSeq names its product gap junction alpha-1 protein. Gene Ontology annotation, molecular function: gap junction channel activity. The record is from RefSeq and is a predicted model, not a curated record. Bases 920 to 2065 code for a protein of 381 amino acids. Gene Ontology annotation, cellular component: connexin complex. Gene Ontology annotation, biological process: heart development; cell-cell signaling; cell communication by electrical coupling. Lineage: Eukaryota; Metazoa; Chordata; Mammalia; Primates; Hominidae. The transcript has a single exon.
GAGUCUCACUCUUUCGCUGAGGCUGGAGUGCAGUGGCAUGAUCUUGGCUCACUGCAACCUCUGCCUUCUGGGUUCAAGCGAUUCUCCUCCCUCAGCCUCCCAAGUAGCUGAGAUUACACAGGCAUGCACCACCACACUUGGCUAAUUUUAUUUUUAGUAGAGAUGGGGUUUCGCUAUGUUGGCCAGGCUGGUCCCGAAUGCCUGACCUCAUGAUCCACCCACCCUGGCCUCCAAAGUGAUAGGAUUACAGGCGUGAGCCACUGUUCCCGGCCGCCUCCAUUACUUUUCUGAGACUUGUGACAUUAAUAAAUGUGUGAUAUUACAUAAUGAAUUAUAUCAUUAUUUGAAAUACCUGCAUGACUUGGUGAUCUGAUAUUUUCCAAAUGACUGAAGCAUGAUGCUAUAAAAUCAUGCAUGGGCAAAAGAAGCAUUCAAACUGCAAGAUCAACCAAUGAACUUAAUGUAACUGAAUAUGAAAAGUUCACUAAUAAGAUUUGAGAUUCCACACUGCAAACAGCCUUUAGGAAAAUUUAGCAAAAACUACUGUGGUAGAUAGAAUUUGAAUAUGGCCUCCCAAAGAUGUCCUACUCUAAUACCUGGAUCCCUAUGAGUGUAAGUACUACUCAUAAUAUGUUCUAUCAUGUACAGCUGACCUUAAAAUAAGAUUAUCCAGGUGUGCCUGAUCUAAUCAUACAAGCCCUUUUAAAAGUAGAGAGUAGCAGCUUUUACGAGGUAUCAGCACUUUUCUUUCAUUGGGGGAAGGCGUGAGGAAAGUAACAAACAGCAGCGGAGUUUUAAACUUUAAAUAGACAGGUCUGAGUGCCUGAAUUUGCCUUUUCAUUUUACUUCAUCCUCCAAGGAGUUCAAUCACUUGGCGUGACUUCACUUCUUUUAAGCAAAAGAGUGGUGCCCAGGCAACAUGCGUGACUGGAGCACUUUAGGCAAACUCCUUGACAAGUUUCAAGCCUACUCAACUGCUGGAGGGAAGGUGUGGCUGUCAGUACUUUUCAUUUUCCAAAUCCUGCUGCUGAAGACAGUGGUUGAGUCAGCCUGGGGAGAUGAGCAGUCUGCCUUUCGUUGUAACACUCAGCAACCUGGUUGUGAAAAUGUCUGCUAUGACAAGUCUUUCCCAAUCUCUCAUGUGCGCUUCUGGGUCCUGCAGAUCAUAUUUGUGUCUGUACCCACACUCUUGUACCUGGCUCAUGUGUUCUAUGUGAUGCAAAAGGAAGAGAAACUGAACAAGAAAGAGGAGGAACUCAAGGUUGCCCAAACUGAUGGUGUCAAUGUGGAGAUCCACUUGAAGCAGAUUGAGAUAACGAAAUUCAAGUAUGGUAUUGAAGAGCAUGGUAAGGUGAAAAUGCAAGGGGGGUUGCUGCGAACCUACAUCAUCAGUAUCCUCUUCAAGUCUAUCUUUGAGGUGGCCUUGCUGAUCCAGUGGUACAUCUAUGGAUUCAGCUUGAGUGCUGUUCACACUUGCAAAAGAGAUCCCUGCCCACAUCAGGUGGACUGUUUCCUCUCUUGCCCCAUGGAGAAAACCAUCUUCAUCAUCUUCAUGCUGGUGGUGUCCUUGGUGUCCCUGGCCUUGAAUAUCAUUGAACUCUUCUAUGUUUUCUUCAAGGGCGUUAAGGAUCGGGUUAAGGGAAAGAGCGACCCUUACCAUGCGACCACUGGCACGCUGAGCCCCGCCAAAGACUGUGGGUCUCAAAAAUAUGCUUAUUUCAAUGGCUGCUCCUCACCAACUGCUCCCCUCUCGCCUAUGUCUCUUCCUGGGUACAAGCUGGUUACCGGCGACAGAAACAAUUCUUCUUGCCGCAAUUACGACAAGCAAGCAAGUGAGCAAAACUGGGCUAAUUACAGUGCAGAACAAAAUCGAAUGGGGCAGGCGGGAAGCACCAUCUCUAACUCCCACGCACAGCCUUUUGAUUUCCCCGAUGAUAACCAGAAUUCUAAAAAACUAGCUGCUGGACAUGAACUACAGCCACUAGCCAUUGUGGACCAGCAACCUUCAAGCAGAGCCAGCAGUCGUGCCAGCAGCAGGCCUCAGCCUGAUGACCUGGAGAUCUAGAUACAGGCUUGAAAGUAUCAAGAUUCCACUCACUUGUGGAGAAGAAAAAAGGUGCUGUAGAAAGUGCACCAGGUGUUAAUUUUGAUCCAGUGGAGGUGGUAUUCAACAGCCUUAUUCAUGAGGCUUAGAAAACACAAAGACAUUAGAAUACCUAGGUUCACUGUGGGUGUAUGGGGUAGAUGGGUGGAGAGGGAGGGGAUAAGAGAGGUGCAUAUUGGUAUUUAAAGUAGUGGAUUCAAAAAACUUAGAUUAUAAAUAAGAGUUCCAUUAUGUGAUACAUAGAUAAGGGCUUUUUCUCCCGGCAAACACCCCUAAGAAUGGUUCUGUGUAUGUGAAUGAGUGGGUGGUAAUUGUGGCUAAAUAUUUUUGUUUUACCAAGAAACUGAAAUAAUUCUGGCCAGGAAUAAAUACUUCCUGAACAUCUUAGGUCUUUUCAACAAGAAAAAGACAGAGGAUUGUCCUUAAGUCCCUGCUAAAACAUUCCAUUGUUAAAAUUUGCACUUUGAAGGUUAGCUUUCUAGGCCUGACCCUCCAGGUGUCAAUGGACUUGUGCUACUAUAUUUUUUUAUUCUUGGUAUUAGUUUAAAAUUCAGACAAGGCCCACAGAAUAAGAUUUUCCAUGCAUUUGAAAAUCUCAGCGUUAUACAUAUAUUUUUUCCAUCCACUUGCACCAUAUCAUUACCAUCACUUUUUCAUCAUUCCUCAGCUACUACUCACAUUCAUUUAAUGGUUUCUGUAAACAUUUUUAAGACAGUUGGAUGUCACUUAACAUUUUUUUUCUUUUGAGCUAGAGUCAGGGAAUCAAGCCAUGCUUAAUAUUUAACAGUCACUUGUAUGUGUGUGGAAGUUUGUUUUGUUUGUCAUGUAUUGGUACAAGCAGAUACAGUACAAACUCACAAACACAGAUUUGAAAAUAAUGCACAUACAGUGUUCAAAUUUGAAUC